Messenger RNA from Nylanderia fulva, 3343 nucleotides. RefSeq names its product Sestrin (gene Sesn). Gene Ontology annotation, biological process: negative regulation of TORC1 signaling; regulation of response to reactive oxygen species; cellular response to L-leucine. NCBI's taxonomy places the organism in Eukaryota, Metazoa, Arthropoda, Insecta, Hymenoptera, Formicidae. Gene Ontology annotation, cellular component: nucleus. The record is from RefSeq and is a predicted model, not a curated record. Gene Ontology annotation, molecular function: oxidoreductase activity, acting on peroxide as acceptor; L-leucine binding.
GCUUGGCGGCGUCAGUUAGUAACCGGCUGUCAUCGGGUGAGGAUCGCGAAUUUUUGUUCACACUCUCCCGCCGUAACCUGAUUUCUCUCGCUUUGUGUGUCGAUACAGUACGGUGUGACGUUAGUCUCCGCGAUUCAACCCGGAGACGACACUCGCAGAGUCCCCUUUUGUGAUAAUAUUAUGACUGGUAACAACCACGCGACGUCAUCGAACCUACUUCCGCUCGUUGCGCGCAGUGACAAUCGACGGACGUGUCGCGCCGAAUCCGGCCUUCUGAUUCGCCGGUGAUAAUUGUCGGGAUACAUUUCGGAUAUAUAUAUAUAUAUACACACAUCUUGCAUCAUCGCGCGACUUUUGUCGUCGAGAGAAAAGAGAAAGGGGAUAAAUCGGGAAUUGGUUGGUUUGCUCGCCGGGAGUGCGCGUGACUAUCUUCAGUGUCCUUAUCGAAAGCCGCCAAGAUUCCCAUCGCUAACGAGAGCGAUUCGCAGCCGGUGGCUGCAGAUACCAUCGCGAAUCGUCCCACGAUGGGCAGCAUGGGUCAAAUGGGAGCGAACGAGACGCAUGUGCUGUUGAUGGAUGCCUUCGUACAGAACAACAGGCUGGAUCAUGUCUCAAGGGUUAUGUCAUCGCAUCCAACGUACCUGGAACAUUUCCUGCGGACUCAGCAUUUCAUCCUUCGGGGUGAUGGACCACUUCCUUAUGACUACCGACAUCUCAUCGCCAUUAUGGCCGCGGGUAGGCACCAAUGUAGCUACCUUAUAAACCUGCAGAAGGGAGAGUUCCUUCUGCAGGGCGGUGACCCUUCCUGGCUCCAAGGCCUGAGAUCGAUUCCGGGGAAGCUGCAAGAUCUCUAUGAGAUCAACAAGAUCCUAGCUCAUAGACCCUGGCUCCUGAACAAGUCGCACAUAGAGAAAUUGACUAAGGGCGACGAUAAUUGGUCCUUAGCCGAGGUCGUCCAAGCGAUAGUCCUGUUAGCUCACUUCCACUCGUUGUCGUCUUUCGCAUUUUCUUGCGGGAUUAACGAGGAAUUGGAUAACGUAACUGGCCAUCAUUACAAGGAGAACAUACAGGACAAUAGUAAUAACGUACCGCCCACCAAAGAUAAGUUGACCAGCAGUCCCAAGAAAAUUCCCAACGGCGACGGCAAGACCGAAAAUAUGCCGUCACCGCCGUCGUCACCGAGCAUAGUCGGCGAGCAGGAGGUCGGCGUGGAGACCCUGAUGGAACGUAUGAAACGCCUCUCGGAAAAGUCCGAGUCCUAUCAGAUCACGCAAGAGGAGCUCUCCAAGAGAUUCGAGACCGUCGAGACGCAGUCAGCUGAGUUGGCAGCGGCGCCGCAGAGGAGUAGCUCGGUCCUCGACUCGGAUAUCGGUCUAUUCAUCGAGGAUCCCACCUUCAUCUAUCAGGAUUUCGCUAAGCGCGGCCAGCUGAACGACAUACCGACCUUUCGCGUCCAGGACUACUCGUGGGACGAUCACGGAUAUUCCCUGGUGAAUCGUCUCUAUAACGACGUCGGUAAUCUUCUGGACGAUAAAUUCAAGACCGCGUACAAUUUGACGUACUACACCAUGGGCACGCACAGCAAGGUCGACACGUCGCGUUUCAGACGGGCGAUCUGGAACUAUAUACAGUGCAUGUUCGGCAUCAGGCACGACGAUUACGAUUAUAACGAGGUGAAUCAAUUGCUCGAGCGUAGCCUGAAAACUUUCAUCAAGAGUGCCGUCUGCUAUCCGGAACGUGUCACCAAGAAGGAUUACGAUCGCGUCAUGAGGGAGUUCAAGCACAGCGAAAAGGUCCACGUAAACCUGAUGAUUCUCGAGGCUCGCAUGCAAGCGGAAUUGCUAUAUGCUCUUCGUGCCGUGAUGCGAUAUAUGACCUAAAGCGGAGUUUCGCGUCAUCCCCUCGUCUAUUUGCUGUCUGUCAGUUUGUCGAUUUGUUUUCUCGGGCCAAUCUCUGCACUAUGUAAGAAGUUCCCGCAUGGAAGAAACGAGUCUCAUCUGGAACAUCGUGCACAGAGGAGCGAUUCUUCAAUCAGCGCUCAGGAAGGCGUUAAUGAAGAAGCGAGGAAGAAAGAAGAGAUGAAGAAAAGGAAGAUACGAAUUGGGGGCAAAAAGGAAGAUGCAAGGAAUUCAACGCAUCCUUUGUUCCUCGAGCGAUUUACGAAUAUGUCGACCCGCAUGUUCUGGUUCCGUCUAUUCGCGUAAUAAGGUUAAUACAGUUUGCGAUGAAUGUGUAUAGGAUUGGAAAAGAUCAGAGAUGGGGGAAUUGAAAGAGGAAAGAAAGAGGUUGUGCGAACAGACAGAGGAAAAGGAAAAAAGAAAAAAUAUGAUAAGGCCGGGGAUGACAAAGAGAGAAGAAAAAGAUUAUAAUUUGUUUUGUACAUAGACACUUGUAUUUUUCUACGUUCGGCAUCGUAGCAGACUGUUAUUUGUGCGUUUCGUUUAUGUUUCAGAUCUGUUAAAAAAAAAUAAAUAAACCGUUUGCUCUCGCCUGUUAGUAGCUUUCGCGUCGCGCUUUAUAACUUUACACACACCGACAUUUAUAUUAUAUUAUAUUAUAUUAUAUUACACUUUUUUCACUCUGCGUUUAUUAUAUGUUUCGAUUCUUCUCACGCGAUUCGCCAACAAGUUAGUCGCGAAAAAGAGAGGAAAAUCAUGCAUCGAUCAUCAAUUUACACGAGACAAAGAAAUUUUUAUCUUCGCGCGCGUCAUUUCGUUUUUCUACUUUUGUGUCGGGUGAUAUAACUCUUGUCGACAAGUGGAAAAUUAAUUGUAAGGCUUAUAUUAGGAAAAUCUAUUAAUCCGUCAUCGCGAUUUUGUCUCUUUUUGCGUUGUACAUAUGCAUAUAUAUAGAUAUAUAGAUAUAUACAUAUGUACAAUGCGUUUUAUCUUCGUUUUAUUUUCAUUUCGACGACUCCAUAUUUCAUAAAAAAAAAAAAACAGAGAAGAAAGCGUGAAAGCUAACGUAAAACUAUCUACUUACCAUUCGUCAUACGCAUAUGUCGAGCAAACCUUAGAUUGUAGGACGAUCCGCGACCGCGUGCAGCAUACACACACAGAUGCAGAUACAUACAAAUACAACACACACACACUUUUUUCAAUGCACGCGAUCGCGGAGAGAAGCAAUGCCUAUCGGCUGUGUUUAUUUACCGAGGGAUGACGCGCUCUAUUGUCGAAAUGCGUUUAGCCGAAUGCGAGAUGCAUCGUGAACUUGCUUCCGAUCAACCCGACAGACUGUCUUUUUUUCAUCUUGUGAGAUUAAAAUACAGCGGGAUAGAUCGCUUUUUUUGAGGAUUGGACAUUGUUGCACUUUUUCAAUGCGAUGACAGGAGAUUAAAGGGUAG